AUGAACUCCUUCCGCAUCGCAACUCUUUUGCUCCUUCUGUCAUCUGGACACUCGUUGCAGACUCCUUCCACGAACUUGGGGGCCCCUGGGAAUCACCAUUCUCACCUCGUCAAUUCAAAGACGAGCAACAACGUGUCGUCAACUUCGUCUCAACGACGACAACUCGAUCAAAAGAUUCAGACCCUCAGAGGUGGCUCUCUAAGUCUCUCGCCAGGUGCUCUCCAGAUUGCUGAGAAGCUGGCCCCCAAGCUCGGAAUUUUGACCGCUUCGGCCCUUUACUUGGCCCCAGCCGGUGCGGUCAUGAAUGCUGUCAAAAAGAACGACAUUGGCGAUUUGGAUCCAAUUCCAGUCACCAUUUCGUCAGUUGUUUCGGUAUGCUGGUUGGUCUAUGGAUUGUCGAUUCAAGAUCCCAACGUGGUCUUGUCAAACCUUCUAGGCUGCAUUGGUAGCAUUGGCUUUGUCUUUGGUAUCCUUCCAUUGCUUCGAGACAAUGUCAAAACCUUGCGAAAGACCCAGACCGUUGGGAUUGCUUUGAGUGGAGCAACUUUGUGUCUCUGGUCUUUUCUUGGAGUCACCAAGGCGUCUAUGGCUAAAGUCAGUGAUUCUCUGGCACUCUUUGCGUCAGGGCUUUUUAUCGUCAUGUCGGGCAGUCCACUGUCCUCCAUGGGAAAGGUGAUUGCGGAAAAGGAUUCCAGCAGUAUCUUGGGACCAUUGACUGUUGCUCAAGUGAUCAACUCCUCCUUGUGGUCUUUCUAUGGCGUGGCCAUCAAGAACAGCUUUGUAUAUGGGCCAAACGGAAUUGCUUUGGUACUGGGGUUUGCUCAACUUGCCUUGAAGAUCUUGUAUCCAGCAAAUAAAAAGACUGCCUAA
Molecule: messenger RNA, 870 nt
Organism: Cylindrotheca closterium
Lineage: Eukaryota; Bacillariophyta; Bacillariophyceae; Bacillariales; Bacillariaceae
Source: the annotation of a GenBank genome assembly